AUAACGGUACAAAAUGAUAUAUAAAGACUAGCACUGGCCUCUCUACGGCAUAACCAGAUUCGGCUAAACCAGAUUGCUGCAAUACCGCAGUUAUUGCCUUUCUAGUUGGGGCAGAUAAAGAGUUCACACAAUGAAAGCUCAAACCUUUGUUCUCCUCUGGACAUGUUUCCUCUGUGGAACAUUUGCAGAUUUCGACAGCGAGAAUAGCGCAAAGCCAUGUGAAUUGGCUCAUAAAGGUGAAAAUAUUGAGUUUCCGAAGGAUUUUUCGUUCGGCGUGUCAACCGCGGCUUAUCAAAUCGAAGGUGCAUGGAAUGAGGAUGGCAAAACACCUACCAUCUGGGAUACAUAUACUCAUGAACACCCCGAAAGAAUUCGAGAUCAUUCUACAGCAGAUAAUACUACAGAAUCUUACCAUCGUUUCGAUCAAGAUUUGGCAUUAUUGAAGGAGCUUAAGGUGAACUUCUAUCGCUUUUCUAUUACAUGGUCCAGGAUGCUGCCCAACGGAGAUACCUCAGUGAAAAAUCAAAAAGGAAUCGAUUACUAUAACAUGGUCAUCGAUAAGCUCCUGCAGAACAAUAUCCAGCCAAUGGUGACAAUGUUCCAUAACGAUAUGCCGGAAUCUAUUAAUAAGUUCGGCGGCUUUACAAAUAGCUCAGUUAUUGAUUAUUUCGAGGCAUACGCUUCUUUCCUGUUUGAAACUUUUGGUGAUCGUGUCAAAUUGUGGGUUACCUUUAACGAACCCUAUGUAUUUUGUGGAAGAGGAUAUGGGUCUGGCGUGUAUCCUCCUAUGGAGCACAAUCCGGGUGUUGGGGACUAUAUUUGCAUGGAUAAUAUACUGCGAUCACAUGCACGGGCUUAUCGUACCUAUAAAGAGAAAUAUUACAGUUCUCAAAAGGGCAAAGUUGGUAUUACCAUUCAUGUACGAUUUUUCUAUAGAAAAGAAGGCCAAUCUUCUGAAGAGGCCGUGGACCGUGCAAUGCAGUAUGAGCUUGGUUGGUUGGGUGAUCCAAUUUAUAACACUGGAAAUUAUCCAGCUGUCAUGAUACAAGACAUCGAAGAAAAUAGUAAAAUAGAGGGGUUAGCAGAGUCACGUCUGCCUGUCAUAAACAGUACCUGGUCCAAAAUUAUCAAAGGAUCUGGUGAUUUUCUAGCAUUUAAUUAUUACGCUUCUCAUUAUGUUGAAAUAGCCACGCCUCCCGAAGGUGAGAUACCAUCUAGAGAGUACGAUUCAAAAAUAAAGAUUUCAGAUGAUGAUAAAUGGAGGCGUGCCAAAUCUGAAUGGCUAACCUGCGUACCGCAGGGACUUGAAGAUCUAUUGAAGUGGAUUCGUGAUAAAUACAACAACAUUGAAGUAUUAUUAACAGAGACCGGUUGGAGCGACGAUGGACAAUUAGACGACCUUGAACGUAUCGACUAUCUUAGGUCUCAUUUGCAAGCCGUUCUCAACGCAAUAAAUGAUGGAUGUAAUAUCACACACUUUACUCAUUGGAGUGCAAUGGAUAAUUUCGAAUGGAGUAAGGGAUACACUGAGAAGUUUGGUCUCUAUUAUACAAAUAUGACAAGUGUUAACAAAGAGCGCAUUCCCAAGAAAUCAGCAGCAUUUUAUACGAGCGUCAUAGAAAGUCGUAGAAUUCCUAGGGCGAGCGGAGCACUUUCUCUCCGUCCCUGUAUCUUCAACUAUAUAUUAGUUGGUUUACUCUGUGUAUAUACUGCAGUAAGAAUAUUGUUUAAUUAAGCAUUUGUAGUUCCGUAAUCAAAUAAAUGAGUAAUAGUGAUAUCAAGGUAAAAAUUA
This is a messenger RNA of Zeugodacus cucurbitae (melon fly), 1792 nucleotides long. RefSeq names its product myrosinase 1. Gene Ontology annotation, biological process: carbohydrate metabolic process. The coding region runs from base 131 to 1735 and encodes 534 amino acids. Gene Ontology annotation, molecular function: beta-glucosidase activity. NCBI's taxonomy places the organism in Eukaryota, Metazoa, Arthropoda, Insecta, Diptera, Tephritidae. The record is from RefSeq and is a predicted model, not a curated record. The transcript is spliced from 6 exons.